CCUCUAUCCGACAGCGCGUCAAUAUGGUCAAGUGGCCGUUCAAGAACCGUCGAUCCCAACGUCAUGACCAGGCGUCCCCUGCCCACUCUGGAGGCGCGUAUUCGUAUCAAGACGCGGCCGGUGGCUACGAGUCUCAGUAUCCCUCUGACUAUGUAUGGGCACCGUACCCUGGAUGGCCGGGCCCUCCUUAUCCAGGCGCUCAAACUUCGCCUGCGACCUUUCAAGCGACCCCUAUGGGAUACAGCGCGUACGCUGCAUCGCCAACAGUGCACACACCAUCUACCAUCACAGGACUGCCGUACCCUGUUCAGGGCGCAUAUGUAGACUCGCAGAAAUGGAGGGAUACAUCGGUGCCCGCUCCAGAGAACGCGCCCUACCUCGAGUACACCGGACCGGACAAGCCUACGCCCGAGGACCUUCGCAGGGCUCUGUUCAUCGCGCGCUUCUCGCCUCCGCCCUCUCAUUGGCGGGCUCUCAUUCCUUUGGACCCCGUGCCGAACGCGGAUGGCCUCUACGCCCCUCCAAUCAAACGCCUCCCCGUCGAGUUGCUGUCCUACAUCUUCACACGAAGCAUGGAUGGAGAGGUAGACAGCCUCUUCCACGCGUACUUUGCGGGUUGUUCCACUCCACUAGUCAUCGCUAGUGUCUGCAGGCUCUGGCGGCAUAUCGCUCUCGAUCUCCCCUUCCUAUGGCAGCGCUUUGCAAUGCGCCCUUGCCAAGGCCGAGGUCACUACCGAAUCGCACGGCUAUACAUGGAACGCAGCAAGGGUCUCGGUAUAUACGUGCACUAUGCCGAGGAUUCGCGACGAGGCGCUUACCCUCGCGAAGUCUGCCCUUGCGCACUGGACUUGAUCAUCCAAAACAUUGGGCAAGUUAAGGCUCUCGACUUGUUGGAAGUCAGCCCCUCGACUCUGGCGCGUCUCUCACGCGUGCCUAUCGGUGCGGCAUCCUCCAUGGUUCAAUUCUCCAUAACGACUCGCGAAAAGAACACGUCCUGGGAGGUGGCUCGCGCCCUGUCGUCUCUAUACCUGACUACGACUAUACGGGAAAUUCAGUGGGGUUUGCGCACCUUUCCCGAAGAGAUCCACUGGUCCUGUAUCACUUCCUUCCGUCUCUGGGCUUGUAAGAUAGACCCGUUCACUCUCUUGCGCAUCCUGGUGAGCGCGCCAGGCCUCCGACUGAUCGACGUCAAGUUGUCUUCGACAUCGUCGGGCGAUGGAACAUCCAUACCGUUCGGGGCCGUUGUUCACCAUCGCGCAAUGGGAAACUUGCUCAUUGAGUGUGAUGGGCCCCUGGAUGCGCUUAUGCAAGCUCUUGAUUUGCCGCACCUCCGACGACUUCGACUUCGCCGCCGAUCACCCUCGCUCAAGGAAUAUCCUAGUAAUGGCUGGCCUUUCGCGAACUUAGAGGUCUUUCAUGCAUUUCUUGGUCGCCUCCGGGAUGGGCUUGAAUACUUCAUGCUCAUCCCUGGAGGUGCGGGAUUUGACGAGACGGCACUUCUCCGGGUUAUUAGCAUGCCCCAGAUGGAGCGGUUGAAGAUGUUGGACGUCUCCGACCUGGGCGGUGGUGUCAGCAGCGCCAUCUUCGCCAAGCUCACACCUCGUAGGACGGAUCACACUCCCUUACUCCCCCACAUCGAGCACUUGGGACUAUGCGACUGCAUCGCCGUAGACGGAGCUAUCUCUCGGAUGCUGGAAGGCCGACAUAAGUACGGCUAUCCUUUGCGAUACGUCUCCUUACGAUACCCAUACGGUGAUCAGACUGCACACCGCACGGACCUUGCCACAAUCGAAUCGCUCCGAAAAGUAGGAUGGCAGAUUAUCUGGGGGGCCUGUUAACGAUUCAUACACUGCGUUGUUACAUGGAUUCUACGUGUAGUACCGAGUGGCAGUCAAGGUUAUCCUCGUACAUCUGUAAUUGAAAAGUUCCAAUUCGCCUCCCAACGUCGGGAU
Molecule: messenger RNA, 1952 nt
Organism: Schizophyllum commune H4-8
Lineage: Eukaryota; Fungi; Basidiomycota; Agaricomycetes; Agaricales; Schizophyllaceae
Exons: 3
Coding region: 24-1838 (604 amino acids)
Source: RefSeq, a predicted model, not a curated record